Molecule: messenger RNA, 8575 nt
Organism: Cherax quadricarinatus
Lineage: Eukaryota; Metazoa; Arthropoda; Malacostraca; Decapoda; Parastacidae
Product: hydroxyacyl-coenzyme A dehydrogenase, mitochondrial
Biological process (GO): fatty acid beta-oxidation
Cellular component (GO): mitochondrion
Molecular function (GO): NAD+ binding; (3S)-3-hydroxyacyl-CoA dehydrogenase (NAD+) activity
Source: RefSeq, a predicted model, not a curated record
GUCAGAGUCCACUUGAGUGUACUUGUCCCAGACCACCAGUCCACCGGCAGUGUCCGUGCCACUUAUCACAGUCAUGGCGUUCUUCACUACUCUCACCUCUAGGACUUUCUCUCACUCAGCUAUGAUGUCAAAUUCCAUCAAGAACGUGACUGUGAUAGGCAGUGGCCUCAUGGGUGCUGGUAUAGCCCAGGUAGCAGCUCAAACUGGCCAUUCAGUCAUCAUGGUAGAUAUUGAUGAUGCUCUUGUAAGUAAAGCACAAAAGAGAAUUCAAGACUCUAUUCAACGUGUAGCCAAGAAAAAAUUUGGUGAAAAUGAAGAAGCUAGCAAGUUCAUCUCAGAAUCCCUUUCUCACCUCACAACAUCAACUGAUGCUGUUACAUCUGUAGGGUCUGCAGAUCUGGUAGUGGAGGCCAUUGUUGAAAAUUUAGAUAUUAAAAAGAAGCUCUUUAUGCAGCUGGAUAAGGCAGCUCCUUCACACACAAUCUUUGCUUCCAACACAUCCUCCUUAUCCAUUGCUAAAAUAGCAGAUGCAACUGACCGCAAGGACCGCUUCGGAGGUCUUCAUUUUUUUAAUCCAGUGCCAGUAAUGAAGCUGCUUGAGGUUGUGCGGAUUCCUGAGACAUCAGAAGCCACAUUUAGUAAGAUGACUCAGUUUGGCAAGACAAUGGGCAAGGUGAUCGUCCAGUGUAAAGACACUCCUGGUUUCAUCGCCAACCACCUUAUUGUUCCCUACCUCCUUGCUGCUAUCAGGCUUGUUGAGCGAGGGGAUGGCACAAUGGAGGAUGUGGACACUGCUAUGAAGCUAGGUGCUGGCUAUCCCAUGGGACCCUUUGAGGUACUUGACCAUAUAGGUGUGGACUUGUUCAAAUCUAUCAGUGAAGACUGGUCCACAAGGUUUCCCGAGGAACAGGCAUACAGGGUACCAUCCACUCUGGUGAAGAAGGUGGAGGAGGGAAAGCUGGGCAGGAAGACUGGUGAGGGCUUCUACAAAUAUAAUUAAAGAAAAAAUGCCAUUGUUUUCAUCUUCUGGAGAGUUACAAGACACAUCAGGCACACAUGCACACACUGCAUGAGCAGCAACAUAAGUCUUUUAUAUAACUCACUAACAUAGCUCUAGAAGCAGGAAGCAGCAUUUAUAUAAAAAUCUUAAGAUUAUUAUAUUAAUAGUUAAACUACUCAUUGUUAAUGUGACUUCAGGGAUUUUGGGUGUGUUGCUCUAGAAUGUUAAUUUUGUGUGUUGAUAUUUUUGUUGUACUAAUGAAAUUCCUUGUACACUCUUAAAUGUUUUGCAUUUAAAGUUGGACUCCUUUUUAACCUUUGUUACAGUAGAGCUUCAGUUAACAUGAGGGUUGCAUUUCUGAAUAUUGAUUUAUUGUAUGAAUCAGUAUUAAUUCAACAGGAAAUAUUGGGGCCUCCAAAAAACCAAACAGUUUUUUAAAUAUUGGUAGGCUUAAAAUAUCAAAAGAAACAACUUUCUCACAUCUUAAAUUCUGGUUGCUUUUGCUCAUUGAUAUGCCAAGUAAAGGAAGAGAUUUUAAGUGGUCCUGCUGAACUGAGGUAGAUGGCUGUUGUUCUUGCGUUAAUGCUGGUGCAUAGCUGUCAGAAGUUCAUGGGAGUACAGGAGUACUCUAAUAUUUUGUAAUACAUUUAUGCUCUUGUUUUUUCUUUUUCUUAACACACAGGCCAAGCCCCACCAAGGCAAGGUGACCCAGAAAAAGAAGAGAUGAAAGUUUUUCUUCUUUUUGAAUUUAGUAAUUUAUACAGAAGGGGGUUACUAGCCCUGUAAUUGUUUUACAUGAUGGUAGAAUUGCUGGUGUUCAUUUUUCUGUCUCAUAAACAUGCAAGGUUUCAGGUAUGUCUUGCUACUUCUACUUACACUUAGGUCACACUACACAUACAUGUACAAGCAUAUAUAUACACACCCCUCUGGGUUUUCUUCUAUUUUCUUACUAGUUCUUGUUCUUGUUUAUUUCCUCUUACCUCCAUGUGGAAGUGGAACAGAAUUCUUCCUCCGUAAGCCAUGCGUGUUGUAAGAGGUGACUAAAAUGCCAGGAGCAAGGGGCUAGUAACCCCUUCUCCUGUAUAUAUUACUAAAUGUAAAAGGAGAAACUUUUGUUUUUCCUUUUGGGCCACCCCGCCUCGGUGGGAUACAGCCGGUGUGUUGAAAGAAAGAAAGGGGUUACUAGCCCCUUGCUCCCAGCAUUUUAGUCACCUCUUACGACGAGACGUGGCUUGUGGAGAAAGGAUUCUUCUCUACUUCCUCAUGGAGCUCUGCUAUGUUUUACCUUGCAGUAUUUUAUACAACUGCUUCAGAGCAAGGCUUCUAGAUGUUUCAGGAUCCUUCUUAUUGAAAAAGUCUGCAAGUUGACUAGCAACAUGGAAUUGCUUAAGUAACUUUUCUAAUGUUGUCUGUUUCUGUACAGGGUCUUCUAUCACAUCUUCCUCUAUUACUUACCUCUCUCUUGCCUGGGAGCCUGAGUUUUCCAGCAAUUCCUCUGUAGUUAGUUUUUCAUCAUUAUCUAACAGUUCAUUUAUGUCUUCUUUGUGCAUAUCUUUGAAGCCCCUCACCUCCCACCCUCCUGUACCUAACUCCUUACUGGGGGGAAAUCUGAAAAAUUAUGCACCACAAUAGGUCAUAAUUUACCCCAGCUUGUAUUUAUUUUUGAUUGGAGUAUUUCAUCCCAUGACACUUUUUACAUGUGUUAGUGCAUCUGCAAUGUUGAAAGCAUGCAUGAACUCUGGCACUUCAUUCUCUUAACUGUUAUCCAUUAAUGCGAUGAGUUUUUGCAUGACCUUACAUGUGUAGUGGCACUUCAGUAUCUUAAUAACUUUUCGAUUGUAUUGGGUGGUAAAAAUAAAUCCUGCACAUUUAGAUCCAGAGAUUGUAACUUUCAGAAUAACUAUGUGAAUUAUGGCCAGGUACAUCUUCUGUGGAAAUAAUAUAAUGCUUGAACCAAUCAACAAAUCAGGGCUUCAUUAAUCCAUGCUGCUCUGUUAGACUGUCAGAUAACUGGCAAAGUGGUUCUAUCUUAUCCUUAUGGUAAUUUAUAGCUCCUUUGUGAGCUAUAAAUUACCAUAAGCUUGUACUUGAAUUCACCUUUUUCUUCUCUCACACAGUUUUGUAGUAGGAUAUGACUUUCUGCCUUAUUAUCUGUGCAUUAAGCUGAGCAGUUUUCCUGACCUUUUCCUUAGUAGAUAUAUUCAGUACCUGUUCUGUUAUAUUUAGCUUUAUUGACCUACAGGAGGGCCUUUGCUUACAUAACAUGUUAGGUUCUGGGCUACUGCUGUAAAGCAAAAAUCAUUGUAAAGUUAAUCAUAAACUGAUAGCAUGUUUCCACUAUCAAGUAUUAAGUGAGCAAUAUAGCUAGGCCUAAAAAAUUCAUAUACGGUACACACAUUGUACAAGAAUGGUAUACAAUACCGACAAGAUGAAACUGAGACACAUGUGCAACAUCUGGGUAUCUUUAUUGUAGACGUUUCGCCAUCCAGUGGCUUUAUCAAUACAAAUUCCAGGACAUAACUUGAAGACAGUAGAACUAUGUACAGAAGAUAAGGUAAUCAGUCCCUCAACCUUGGAGUAGAUGCGAAGAGCACCGUAGUCAUGGAGAUUCUGAAGCAGAAGCAAGGUGCCUUACGCUUAUACCCAGAUGUUGCACAUGUCUUAAUUUCAUUCAGUAUACACAUUACUUAACUUAAAAAAUUUUCAUCCUUAGCUUCUAGUGAGUAGUGAAUAUAUUUUAGGAAGUCUUAAUAAAUAAAGAAUAGGUAUAACUGAAAACUGAUGUAUUAGUGGGGUCUGCUGCUUUACAGCAAAGAGCUGUAAAGAGGGGCCUGCCUGUAUUUGUCAUUCCUUUCAGCAAGUCUUAAUCUUGAUUAUUCUCUGAAUAAGCUCUCAUCAUCUCAUUGCUACAAAUGGAAUGAAUGGUUGAUUCUGAGCUCAAAAGGACAGGCAGUUUUUAUCACAUGCAUCACUUCAAACCAUAGCUAGAACCUCAAUUUUCUUGGAAGCUUUCAGAUUUUUACAUUUUAUUUUCUUGUUACUACCACCAGAAUCACAAAUACUAUAGUAUUCCUUUUGGGUGCCAAGGUUAGUACCCAGAGAUGAGAUGGAGUGAUGAAAAUACUCAAAAUCAUUUAAUAAAUACAGAGGCACUAUAUUCAUGAUGUGUGCAGAAAGCAGAAAGGAACUGUAGGUACAAAAAUAACCCGCACAUAGGAGAGAGGAGCUUAUGACGACGUUUUGGUCCGACUUGGACCAUAUAAAAAGUCACACUAACGAGAAGUGGAGCAGGACGGGUAUAUGUGGACAGGAAGUGGUCCAAGUCGGACUGAAACGUCGUCAUAAGCUCCUCUCUUCUAUGUGCAGGUUAUUUGUGUAUCGUUCCAGUCAUGGUAUUGUGCCUUUUUUUGUUACAACUGUAAGUAGUGUGGGUAGGAUGACAAAGGUUGAUGCUGAGCCUUCCCAAAAAUAAUGGACAUGCCUGUAGGCUCAUCCUGGCCUGGAAUGAAAUAUCCUAUCAUGCAGCCUUCCAAAUUUUCAGGCAUCACAAGAAUCCACGUUGAUUUUACUUUUUAUCACUUUACAGCACAUUCAGUGGAAGGCUUUUCAGCACAAAUCUGUUUACGGUUGCAGAUUUUUAAUCAUGUUGUUGACUUGACAGUUUUCAGGUUCCCUUAAAUAAGUAUUUUACUGUAUAUUCAGUUAAGAUACAAUAUAACAUCUGCACUGUGUUCAUAGUUUUGAACAAGCUGAAUGUGUUGUUUCAUCUUCAAAUAUUGCAUAAUAAUUUUAGAUAAAUAUUUUAGUGAUGUAUUAUCAUAAUGGUUUAUACUGUUUUACUGAUACAAUAUAUUGUUAGGGCUUUGAGAAUAAUAAAAAUAUUCUUGGUAAAUGUUGAUAAAUUAUUGUAUAUAGAUUUUUUUUUUUUUCAACAAGUCGGCCGUCUCUCACCGAGGCAGGGUGACCCAAAAAAGAAAGAAAAUCCCCAAAAAGAAAAUACUUUCAUCAUCAUUCAACACUUUCACCACACUCACACAUUAUCACUGUUUUUGUAGAGGUGCUCAGAAUACAACAGUUUAGAAGCAUAUACGUAUAAAGAUACACAACAUAUCCCCAAACUGCCAAUAUCCCAAACCCCUCCUUUAAAGUGCAGGCAUUGUACUUCCCAUUUCCAGGACUCAAGUCCGACUAUAUGAAAAUAACCGGUUUCCCUGAAUCCCUUCACUAAAUAUUACCCUGCUCACACUCCAACAGAUCGUCAGGUUCCAAGUAUCAUUCGUCUCCAUUCACUCCUAUCUGACACGCUCACGCACGUUUGCUGGAAGUCCGAGCCCCUCGCCCACAAAACCUUCUUUACCCCCUCUCUCCAACCCUUUCGAGGACGACCCCUACCCCUCCUUCCUUCCCCUAUAGAUUUAUAUACUUUCCAUGUCAUUCUACUUUGAUCCAUUCUCUCUAAAUGACCAAACCACCUCAACAACCCCUCUUUUGCCCUCUGACUAAUGCUUUUAUUAACUCCACACCUUCUCCUAAUUUCCACACUCCGAAUUUUCUGCAUAAUAUUUACACCACACAUUGCCCUUAGACAGGACAUCUCCACUGCCUCCAACCAUCUCCUCGCUGCUGCAUUUACCACCCAAGCUUCACAUCCAUAUAAGAGUGUUGGUACCACUAUACUUUCAUACAUUCCCUUCUUUGCCUCCAUAGAUAGCGUUUUUUGACUCGACAUAUACCUCAACGCACCACUCACCUUUUUUCCCUCAUCAAUUCUAUGAUUAACCUCAUCCUUCAUAAAUCCAUCCACCGACACGUCAACUCCCAAGUAUCUGAAAACAUUCACUUCUUCCAUACUCCUCCUCCCCAAUUUGAUAUCCAAUUUUUCUUUAUCUAAAUCAUUUGAUACCCUCAUCACCUUACUCUUUUCUAUGUUCACUUUCAACUUUCUACCUUUACACACAUUCCCAAACUCAUCCAGUAACCUUUGCAAUUUUUCUUUAGAAUCUCCCAUAAGCACAGUAUCAUCAGCAAAAAGUAACUGAAGAGAAGUUGCAGAGAUUGGUGGAUGAAUUUGGUAGGGUAUGCAAAAGAAGAAAAUUAAAAGUGAAUACAGGAAAGAGUAAGGUUAUGAGGAUAACAAAAAGAUUAGGUGAUGAAAGAUUGGAUAUCAGAUUGGAGGGAGAGAGUAUGGAGGAGGUGAAUUUAUUCAGAUAUUUGGGAGUGGACGUGUCAGUGGAUGGGUCUAUGAAAGAUGAGGUGAAUCAUAGAAUUGAUGAGGGGAAAAGGGUGAGUGGUGCACUUAGGAGUCUGUGGAGACAAAGAACUUUGUCCUUGGAGGCAAAGAGGGGAGUGUAUGAGAGUAUAGUUUUACCAACGCUCUUAUAUGGGUGUUAAGCAUGGGUGAUGAAUGUUGCAGCGAGGAGAAGGAAGGCGGGGUAGGGGUCGGCCUAGGAAAGGUUGGAGGGAGGGGGGGGGGCAAAGGAGGUUUUGUGUGCGUGGGGCUUGGACUUCCAGCAGGCAUGCGUGAGCGUGUUUGAUAGAAGUGAAUGGAGACAAAUGGUUUUUAAUACUUGACGUGCUGUUGGAGUGUAAGCAAAGUAACAUUUAUGAAGGGGCUCAGGGAAACCAGCAGGCCGGACUUGAGUCCUGGAGAUGGGAAGUACAGUGCCUGCACUCUGAAGGAGGGGUGUUAAUGUUGCAGUUUAAAAACUGUAGUGUAAAGCACCCUUCUGGAAAGACAGUGAUGGAGUGAAUGAUGGUGAAAGUUUUUCUUUUUCGGGCCACCCUGCCCUGGUGGGAAUCGGCCAGUGUGAUAAUAAAAAAAAAAAAAAAUAAUUUAAUCCCACCCCUCUCCCGAACGCCCUAGCAUUUACUUCUUUUACAACCCCAUCUAUAAAUAUAUUAAACAACCAUGGUGACAUUACACAUCCCUGUCUAAGACCUACUUUUACCGGGAAGUAUUCUCCCUCUCUUCUACACACCCUAACAUGAGCCUCACUAUCCUCAUAAAAACUCUUAACAGCAUUUAGUAACUUACCACCUAUUCCAUAUACUUGCCCCUUGUGGCUUAGCGCUUCUUUUUGAUUAUAAUAAUAAUAAUCCAUAUACUUGCAACAUCUGCCACAUUGCUCCUCUAUCCACUCUAUCAUAUGCCUUUUCUAAAUCCAUAAAUGCAAUAAAAACUUCCCUACCUUUAUCUAAAUACUGUUCACAUAUAAGCUUCAAUGUAAACACUUGAUCUACACAUCCCCUACCCACUCUGAAGCCUCCCUGCUCAUCCGCAAUCCUACAUUCUGUCUUACCUCUAAUUCUUUCAGUUAUAACCCUACCGUAUACUUUUCCUGGUAUACUCAGUAAACUUAUUCUUCUAUAAUUUUUACAAUCUCUUUUGUCCCCUUUCCCUUUAUAUAAAGGGAUUAUACAUGCUCUCCACCAAUCCCUAGGUACCUUCCCUUCUUUCAUACAUUUAUUAAACAAAAGUACCAACCACUCCAACACUAUAUCCUCCCCUGCUUUUAACAUUUCUGUCAUGAUCCCAUCAGUUCCAGCUGCUUUACCCCCUUUCAUUCUACGUAAUGCCUCACGUACCUCCACCACACUUACAUUCUGCUCUUCUUCACUCCUAAAAGAUGGUAUACCUCCCUGACCAGUGCAUGAAAUUACUGCCUCUCUUUCUUCCUUAACAUUUAAAAGUUCCUCAAAAUAUUCUCACCAUCUACCUAAUACCUCCAUCUCCCCAUCUACUAACUCCCCUAUUCUGUUUUUAACUGACAAAUCCAUACUUUCCCUAGGCUUUCUUAACUUGUUUAACUCACUCCAAAAUUUUUUCUUAUUUUCAUUAAAAUUUCUUGACAGUGCCUCUCCCACUCUAUCAUCUGCUCUCCUUUUGCACUCUCUCACCACUCUCUUCACCUUUCUUUUACUCUCCAUAUACUCUGCUCUUCUUAUAACACUUCUGCUUUGUAAAAACCUGUCAUAAGCUACCUUUUUCUCUUUUAUCACACCCUUUACUUCAUCAUUCCACCAAUCACUCCUCUUUCCUCCUGCACCCACCCUCCUAUAACCACAAGCUUCUGCCCCACAUUCUAAUACUGCAUUUUUAAAACUAUUCCAACCCUCUUCAACCCCCCCACUACUCAUCUUUGCUUCAAGAUAUCUUUACAGUCAUAUACAAGGUGCUUAUGCAGGGGAUUCAUACUGCAUAAUUUUUUAACCACACCAACCAUUUUUCCAUCAAAGUGGGCUGACUCGAAGUAGGGAACACAUUCACUGUCAUUCAUUCACCAGCUCUCUUGCAAUAAGUGUGUGUAAAGCUCAGUUUAAAUUACUUUUCAAACUUCAACAUACCACCCAUUCUUCGGAGCAAAGCACUGCUGUCUUUUUUUUCAGGCAGAACAUAGACUUUGUAUGUGCAUGACUCCAGCAAUUGUACGUUGUUUUUAGGAAGAAUAUAUCUUGAAACAGAAAAAAACUUUCAUUGACAUCUGUUUUCUUGUUUCCCUGUGAGAUGUGUAAUUGUAAUGGACAUGCAAUUUUGUGAAUUUGAUAAAAAUUAUGGAAUAAAGGCAAAAGGAAUAA